GGAAGUGGAUGGCUUGCCAGUGCCCUCAGACAUGGGUAUGAUUAGCACACCUUCCAGGCAGCCAGCAAAAACCCUUCCACUGGAUCUGCUGAGGUAUUGCACAAGGAAGAGAUUCGUUAGACGCCAGGAAGAAGAAACUGCUGGUUUUGGGGGACAGACCGUCUUCUCUUCUGUAAGGAGAUGGACUUUCAGGGAACGAAGUCUGUCAAAGCCUGAAGUCUCCAAGCGACAAGCAGCCCACUAUGGCCUCCCAGGAAUUCGAUCAUACUGGACCGGGGGCCUCAGGACGUAGUACCUCGCCAGGCAGCCACAGAGAGGAGACUGAUGGUCCUGCUUAUCAUCUCCUGGAUGGAUCACAGGAUGUUCAGAGAGGAGUACUGCAAGCCCUCGGGGCCCUCCAGAUCCUGAAUGGAAUACUGAUUCUGGCUCUGGGUGUUUUACUGAGUUGUUUAGAGCAUUUGUCUUCCCACUUCAGGCAUUUCUUCUUCUUCACCUUCUACACAGGCUAUCCACUCUGGGGUGCUGUGUUUUUUGUCUGCUCAGGAUCCUUGACGGUUGUAGCAGGGAGAAAGCCUACAAGGAUGCAGAUGCAAAACAGUUUUGGGAUGAACAUUGCCAGUGCGACAAUUGCAUUUGUUGGAACUGCUUUUCUCUCUGUACAUUUGGCACUCAAUGCCCAGGCACUCAAGAGCUGCCAGUCUUCACAGUCACCUGACCUAUGCAUUUACCUGGGUUCCUCAUCAGAUGGCCUGGUGUCUCUGAUGCUGAUCCUCAUCCUGCUGGAGCUGGCCAUGACCAUUUCCAUCUCCGUCAUGUGGUGCCUAGGAAAUGUCUGUGGUUUACGAGAGGCAGUUUCUUCACCUCCUAAUUCUGCGGAAUCGGGAAUAGCUCCUGAUGGAAGUGAUUCGGAGAACCUGAACACUCAGCCUUAACUCACCAAAGACUGAGAGCUUCACUUGAGAACCCAGGAGAGAAUAGCAGAAGAAAUGCAAUCUUUCUGUCACGGCACAAUUCAUGAGAAAACUGGGCACCUGUUCCAAUCCUUUCUGCCAUCUCUGUAAAUUCACUAGGUGUUCUAGAUCUUUAUGAAUAAAUGUAUUUCCUUAGA
Messenger RNA from Myodes glareolus (Bank vole), 1108 nucleotides. NCBI's taxonomy places the organism in Eukaryota, Metazoa, Chordata, Mammalia, Rodentia, Cricetidae. The record is from RefSeq and is a predicted model, not a curated record.